This is a messenger RNA of Beta vulgaris subsp. vulgaris (sugar beet), 3649 nucleotides long. RefSeq names its product coatomer subunit beta'-1. Gene Ontology annotation, cellular component: COPI vesicle coat. Lineage: Eukaryota; Viridiplantae; Streptophyta; Magnoliopsida; Caryophyllales; Amaranthaceae. Gene Ontology annotation, molecular function: structural molecule activity; protein binding. The coding region runs from base 326 to 3067 and encodes 913 amino acids. Gene Ontology annotation, biological process: intra-Golgi vesicle-mediated transport; endoplasmic reticulum to Golgi vesicle-mediated transport; retrograde vesicle-mediated transport, Golgi to endoplasmic reticulum. The record is from RefSeq and is a predicted model, not a curated record. The transcript has 26 exons.
GAGAAAAAAAAAAUAAACGAAGCUACAUUUGGGUCUCCCCCGAUAUCAAUCUCUUUCUCUUCAUGCCAACAACAAUACUACACUCUACAAUACAACGCCAAACCCCUCUCUCCUCCAUUUUUCUCUCUCUUUCUCUCUCCUCACUUCACUUCGUCGCCAUUGAAGCUCCGCUUACCUAAGAUCUUCUCUCUCUCUCUCACACAUACACUUUCUCUCUCUGCAAAUUGUUGAUCCCUAACUUUUCAAUUUCGAAUUCGAUUUUGAUUUCUCGAUUUCAAUCUCAACACUCUUCACACUUGAUUGUCGGCAGAUUUAAUCUCUAAAAAUGCCUCUUCGCCUCAAUAUCAAGAGAAAACUUGCGCAAAGAUCAGAGAGAGUAAAGUCUGUGGAUCUACAUCCGACAGAACCAUGGAUUUUAGCGAGUCUUUAUUCAGGAACUGUUGUUAUCUGGAACUACCAGUCACAGACCAUGGCAAAGUCUUUCGAAGUCUCCGAAUUACCAGUUAGGUCAGCGAAGUUUAUUUCACGGAAACAAUGGGUUGUUGCUGGAGCAGAUGACAUGUUUAUACGUGUGUACAACUACAAUACUAUGGAUAAAGUUAAAGUUUUUGAGGCUCAUACAGAUUAUAUUAGGUGUGUAGCUGUGCAUCCCACACUCCCAUAUGUGCUGUCAUCAUCAGAUGAUAUGCUCAUUAAGCUCUGGGAUUGGGAUAAGGGUUGGGUUUGCACUCAAAUUUUUGAAGGACAUUCCCACUAUGUGAUGCAAGUCACUUUUAACCCCAAAGAUACAAACACCUUUGCUAGUGCAUCCCUUGAUCGCACCAUAAAGAUCUGGAAUCUUGGCUCACCUGAUCCAAAUUUUACUUUGGAUGCCCACGUAAAAGGGGUUAAUUGUGUUGACUAUUUUACCGGCGGUGACAAGCCAUACCUGAUUACUGGUUCUGAUGACCACACGGCCAAGGUGUGGGACUAUCAGACAAAAAGCUGUGUUCAGACUCUGGAAGGGCAUACACACAAUGUUUCUGCUGUCUGUUUUCAUCCUGAACUUCCCAUAAUAAUCACUGGUUCUGAGGAUGGAACAGUUCGCAUAUGGCAUUCAACUACUUACAGGCUUGAGAAUACCCUUAAUUAUGGUCUUGAAAGGGUUUGGGCUAUCGGAUACAUGAAGGGAUCCCGUCGUGUUGUGAUAGGAUAUGAUGAAGGAACAAUCAUGGUGAAAAUGGGUCGUGAAAUACCUGUUGCUAGCAUGGAUAAUAGUGGAAAGAUUAUAUGGGCAAAGCAUAAUGAGAUUCAGACUGUGGAUAUCAGGCGUGUUGGUGCUGGUUAUGAGGUGACAGAUGGUGAAAGGUUGCCUUUGGCAGUGAAGGAGUUGGGUUCCUGUGAUCUUUACCCACAGUUUUUAAAGCACAAUCCAAAUGGGAGGUUUGUUGUGGUAUGUGGAGAUGGAGAGUACAUCAUUUAUACAGCCGUGGCUUGGAGGAAUAGGUCAUUUGGUUCAGCAUUGGAGUUUGUUUGGUCGUCUGAAGGAGAAUAUGCUGUUAGAGAAAGCACUUCCAAGAUCAAGAUUUUCAGCAAAAAUUUCCAGGAAAAGAAGAGUAUCAGACCAACUUUUUCUGCAGAGCGGAUAUAUGGUGGAAAUUUGCUGGCUAUGUGUUCAAAUGAUUUUAUUUCUUUCUACGACUGGACUGAAUGCAGAUUUAUUCGGAGGAUAGAUGUCAAUGUUAAAAAUCUUUACUGGGCUGAUAGUGGUGACUUAGUGGCUAUUGCUAGUGACACAUCUUUUUACAUCCUUAAGUACAAUCGUGAUGCUGUGUCUUCCUAUGUGGAUAGCGGAAAGCCAAUAGAUGAGCAGGGAGUGGAGGAUGCAUUUGAGCUCCUCCAUGAAACAAACGAACGUGUGAGAACAGGAUUAUGGGUUGGAGAUUGUUUCAUUUACAAUAAUUCCUCUUGGAGGCUCAAUUACUGCGUUGGUGGUGAGGUAACCACAAUGUUUCACUUGGACCGUCCAAUGUACUUGAUGGGCUACCUUGCCAGUCAAAGUCGGGUUUAUCUUAUUGACAAAGAAUUCAAUGUGAUAGGAUACACUUUACUUCUUAGCUUGAUUGAAUACAAGACUCUUGUGAUGCGUGGAGAUUUCGAUCGUGCCAAUGAAAUUUUACCUACAAUUCCAAAGGAGCAUCAUAAUAGUGUGGCUCGGUUCCUUGAAUCACGUAAUAUGGUCGCAGAGGCUCUUGAAGUGGCAACUGACCCUGAUUAUAGGUUUGAGCUCGCAAUACAGCUCGGCAGACUAGAGGUUGCAAAGGAGAUAGCUACGGAAGUUCAGAGUGAGUCAAAGUGGAAGCAGUUGGGAGAACUGGCCAUGUCUACAGGAAAGUUUGAAAUGGCAGAAGAAUGCCUGAAGCAUGCAAAGGAUUUUAGUGGCAUGUUGCUGCUUUAUUCUUCAAUUGGAGAUGCGGAGGGAAUUUCAACACUCGCUUCCUUAUCUAAAGAGCAAGGGAAAAAUAAUGUUGCUUUCCUUUGCUUAUUUAUGCUGGGUAAAUUAGAAGAGUGUCUUCAGCUAUUGAUAGACAGUAACCGAAUACCCGAGGCUGCUUUGAUGGCACGUUCGUAUCUUCCCAGCAAAGUUUCAGAUAUUGUUGCAUUAUGGAGAAAGGAUCUUAGUAAGGUGAAUCCAAAGGCUGCAGAGUCAUUGGCAGAUCCUCAGGAGUAUCCUAAUUUGUUCGAGGAUUGGCAAAUUGCUCUUGCUGUUGAGUCUAGAGUUGCUGAAGAAAGGGGCAGUUAUCCUCCUGCUGAGCAAUACCUGCAAUAUGCUGAGAAAUCAAAAAUUGAUCUUGUUGAAGCCUUUAAGAGCAUGCAGGUAGAGGAAGAUCAACCCCUCGAAAAUGGUGAUGCAGUGCAUGAAGAUGAGGUACAUGAAGAUGACGUGCAUGAAGAUGAGAAUGGAGCAGAUGAAAGUCAGGAAGAGGGUGUUGUUGUAGAUGCUGAUUCGAAUGAUGGUGCUGUGCUGGUCAACGGUAACGAAACCGAAGAAUGGGGUACGAAUAAUGACGGAACCCCAUCAGCUUAAGGGCAAUUGGUUGGGCCAGUGUUGAAAAUCCAAAUUUUGUCUCUGUGCUUACUCAACAUCCAUAAGGUCCCUUGUAAAAUUGCUGGUUUUGGCUGUACACAUCUCCUUGCUUAAGGUUUUUGGACAGGAUUGCAGGUUAAGGGACUGGAUUGUUCACGGUGUUGCUAUUAUUAGGUGGUUUUGUAGCGCGCUUGGAAGUUCCAAUGGAGGGCCACAUUUUAGACAGUUUUUCCUGUUUCUGUUGUUCUUUUAGUUAAUUUUUCGUAGGAUAUUCUUUGUGGCCUUCUCCUUACCGUCCCGAAAAAGUAGUAAAAUAUAAACUGCCAAUGUGAAUGUAGAAAGGCUUUUCUUUCCUUUUAUAUAGUAUGCAUGGUUGUUAGAUCAACCCACAAUAUUUGAUCUUCAUAUAUUUGGUUUGCGCAUUGUUGCGGCAAAAUAGGAUGUUUCCGAAAAGGCUUGUUAUCUAAAGCAUUAUUACCCGAACGUAUUUUAAGUUUAAGCAAUUUUCUUAAAUAGUGUAAUAGAGUUUUGUUUCAUGAGGGAGCAAAAUGAUAAAUGUGUAUUAGACUGAUUAUCCUUUUA